AGAAGGGCGUCAGGAGCCCGGCCGAGCCCCGGACCCGAGCCGACCCCAACCCGACCCCGCUCCGACCCGGUCACACGGCCUCCCGCUGGGAGGUACAGGGGGUGCGGCUGCCCGCAAGGCCCUGCGGACGCGGGGCACCGGGUGCCCUCCUGGGUCCGCUCCCGCGGCGACGGUGCCCUGAACAUGGGACAGCGCGGGCGCCCCGUCGGUCCGGCGGAAGGUGCUCCGACUGGGCCGGAUUUUCACAGCCGCAGCUGAAGCACCGAGACCGUAAAGUUAGAACCGAAUUGUCUUUAAUGCAGCAGGAAGCUUAAGGUCAGAUUUACUUCCCAGCACGGUCGCCUGCCAGAAAGUAUAAAAACGUAACCCUCGGCGCCGGCUGCGCGCCCCUCCCGAGCCCCUCCCGAGCCCCUCCCAUCCUUCACGCGCCGCGGCCCCGCGGGGUGGGACAUUCAUCAGACACGCGCCGUAAUUUACAAAGGCAGCAGAAAAUUGUGGAUUUCCAUCCGCAUAAUCUCGAGACAGAUAAACAAAUUACAGCCGCGCGCUCGUCACCGCGGCUCCCGGGCGCCGCCGCCAGCCCGCCACCCUCCGUGUUUCCGGGCUGGGGAAGCAGAACGGAACAUGAUGACGAGGUAACCGAGCGUAGCAUGAUGGAUGAGGCCGCGGAGCCGCUCGCGAGGCGCGUCUGCUCCGACUGUAACGCCCGCCGCCGCCGGGCGGCCCCCGGGGAGGGCCUGGGCCGUCCGGGGGGGGGGGGUCCCUCCAGCUCUGAAGCAUCACAGCUCCGCGGCGUGAACGGGCAGGAGACGGUCUACAGGGAACCGCUUCCAGGGAGUCGCCUGCAGCCCCGGGCGCGCAGCGGAGACGCCGCACAGUGGGUUUCGCUGGCUGUGGGUGCUUUCCCUGGUGGACGCCACCCGUGUCUCUGUCCCCCGCACCCUGGAGGCACCGCACGCGCUCGGGGCCGGCAGGUGGAUGCUGCGAGCCACCGCGAGACUGCGCCCGGCCCUCCCCAGAGCGCCACCAGCAGGCCGGGCAGGGAGGGCGCCGCCACAUCGGGGGCCAGGCAGGCUCGGCCGGGGCCGUGGCCCUGUGCGUGCCUGGCCGACAUCCCAUGGGGCGUCAGUCGAGAGGCCCUGUGGGGAAGCGGCCCCGGGGCAGCCCCCAGCAACCGGCCCUGGGUGCGAGGGUGUCAGACGGGUGAGGGUCCCGCACGGGGCGCCGGGCAGGAGUGCGAGGCCCCGACACAGCAGGCUUGCUGCAGACCCAGCGAAGCCCCUGCCUCCAGCCCAGGCCCCUGGGGGCUCCCCCUGGGCUCGGGGAGGACACCACGGGCUGCGCCCUCACAGGGCAGGGGGCACCUGGUGUGCGUGCGUCAGGGUGCUGGAGGCCCGGGGCAGCCUGGGGGGGCGCUGCUCUCCUGGCCGUGACCCCACCUGCCCCAAGAAGGGCCCCGAGGGGGGCGGGGGGCAGCUGGAACCUCAAGCAGCAGAGCUCAGGCCCACCCGCUGCCAUGUCUGCUCUGAGCACUGAGCACCUGCCUGCGGCCCUGAGUGGGAUGUCUGGGACGCUUCCUCAUGGACGGGGUGGACAAAUCUAAUUCAGAUAUUGAUUCUUUUGAAAACACUCUUUCUGUAUUAAAAUGUGGGCACUGGAAAUUCUGGAAAAUCAGGAGGCUGCCUCCUAAAAGCUGCCUCGAGCCUGGAUGUGAAUCGGGCUCCUGAUUUACAACUUGGGGGAAUCAGGACAGAUGGGUCCAUCGCCCUUUACAGCUUACAAGCGCCUGAGUGGACGAGAGCAUGCUUGGCUCCCGAGGACACAAUAAACUACUGAUGUUUAAAGCACCGAUGACCGUGCUGCGUGUUUUGGGUUCAGAAAGUCCUGGGGUGUCGCGAGGGCCCUGGGGCCGGGCGCAGGGUCUGAGGGGGCCGAGGCCCCACCCGGGCGGGGCCUGUGUGGCCGGUCCUGGGGCAAG
This is a messenger RNA of Nyctereutes procyonoides (raccoon dog), 1978 nucleotides long. RefSeq names its product translation initiation factor IF-2-like. Lineage: Eukaryota; Metazoa; Chordata; Mammalia; Carnivora; Canidae. The record is from RefSeq and is a predicted model, not a curated record. The coding region runs from base 651 to 1433 and encodes 260 amino acids. The transcript is spliced from 2 exons.